UUGGGUUAUGAGAACAUGGAGGCAGAUAGAGGUUCUGAUCAAAUGACAGCUUCAGGAUCCGGCGAGGUCAAGCGUACGUCCAAAGAUAAAUCCAAAGUUGGUGCUCUCGCUAUAGAAUUUGAGUAUUAUGGGGGGGUAAUUAGUAACGUCGAGCCAGCCUUAACGGAUUCAGGGGUACGUGCACUAGCGGUGGAUUGGAAGAAGAAAUUAUUCGAAGUUGGCUAUCAUGUGGAGAGAUUGAGAGACAAGCGUAACAGGUACUUGGCGGGAUUAACAAUCAAUAUGAUCAACGACAAGAUGACUGGUAUUUUCGAUACGGUACCUCCAGAUGGACCCUUGCCUGAAAUCGACGAGUUAUCGAUUAUCACGUCGGGGGAGGCCGACUGGGAGAAGGACAGCACGUGGUCCGAAUUUUACUCUGCCAUUCCGGAAGUCACAGAUGAAAUUUCCUGCACGUUUCACUCUAAUGAAGAAGAUUGCGAGGAGGACGCGUCCAUGGAUAAACAGCUGGAAACUGAAUUUUGGUUUCUCCUCUAUCAAAUUCGACCCUGUGCUGCCAUCAUGCCCUGUCCUUACUCCAAGUCUAAAGUGAUCCACUGGAUUUACACCCUGUGUCGUCUGAGCGCGAAGAAAUGUUUCAAGAUGAAGACUUUGAGAAAUGAUUACGCUUAUUCGCUUCUUUCGUAUGUUAUCGAUCUCAAAGUUGCUGGACCCUUUGAAGACAGUCCGCCAAGGCGCAAAUUACCUCCUCUUGCAGAAAUCGCCAAAAAAAUUGCUGAGAAAUAUCCCAUAACAUCUCCGUACAACUGCCAAGCAAAUUCCUUCAUGGAUGCGCAACCAGCCCUCGAGGAAGGUGCUAUCUGUUAUGUAGCAGUCACUGGAAAUCAGUUUGAUCCAAAUACAUUACUUCCAAGAUAAACCCCGGAAAAAUGAAUGACAAGACCCUUGUUUUCUGAGCUAAAUCAGAAUAAAUUCAUUGAAUCCAUACACUGAA
Messenger RNA from Fopius arisanus, 994 nucleotides. RefSeq lists its product as uncharacterized. NCBI's taxonomy places the organism in Eukaryota, Metazoa, Arthropoda, Insecta, Hymenoptera, Braconidae. Bases 16 to 918 code for a protein of 300 amino acids. The record is from RefSeq and is a predicted model, not a curated record. The transcript has 6 exons.